CCAUUUUAUUAGCUUAUAAAGCUACCAGACAACAACUGUCCUCAGUCCCCUCGCCUCUCGUACGUAUCAUUCAUCUCUAUCUCUUCCAAGUGUUUAUUCAAACAAUGUAUUAUUGCACUUCGCUCUCAGUUUUACUAUUUGGCUUGUACUCUUCUGCCACUACCCUUUAACUAUAAACUCACCAUCACGUUUCUUUCUCUUCAUCUGCCAUCCCUUGUUUCUUCGUUUUUUUUCUUCUGUUUUCUCUGAUCAUUUGGCAACUGUAGGUUGAUUGAUCAUUUUGAAUCAACCCCAUUUGAUCUUUUUGAUAUCCAUAUAUAGUGCUGAAAUUGAGGUGAAAAGGUAUAGUUAGGCCUUUGACAUAAUCAUAGAAAAAAUUUUGAGAUAUGAUGCACAGGUGCAGUAGCUCACCAGGAAACAUGGUGGGUCAAUGUUCAUGUGGCCAGUUUCAUAGCCAAAGCAACUCAUUCUCGAUGCUGUUUUCCAUGCCAAACCACAAUUCUUACGAUGAAACAAACAUGUACCCUUUCACGUCCUCUUCAUCAUCUUCCGUCGACUGCACUCUCUCGUUGGGAACUCCAUCUACUCGUCUUUGUGAAGAUGACGACAAGCGUAUCCUCCAUGACAGCCGCUCUGGUAAUUCUUGCAUGUCUAACUUUUGCUGGGACUUGUUACAGAACAAGAACACACAUUAUUCACAGCAAACCCAAAAAGCCAGCCGCGGAAGCAAUGGAAAUAGCAGUAGCAGCUCAGGCAAUGAUCCUCUCCUAGCUCGCCGCUGUGCUAACUGUGACACAACUUCUACACCACUUUGGAGGAACGGACCACGAGGUCCAAAGUCACUUUGCAAUGCCUGUGGAAUUCGAUUCAAAAAAGAAGAAAGAAGAGCUGCAGCAGCAAACUCAAACAAGUCAGGUGCAACAGCUUCAAUGCUGGAGCAGCAAAAUCAUGGCUACCACGACAACAAUUCAUGGGUUCAUCACUCGCAGAACCAGAAAAUGCCAUGUUUCCCUCCUGUUAGUGAAUUCAGGUUCAUUGAAGACAGUGAUCGAGAUUCUGAUACUGGCAUUCCCUUCCUUUCUUGGAGACUCAACGUCACAGACAGGCCAACAAGCCUUGUCCACGACUUUACAAGAUGAGAAGAAAAUAAAAGAAAAAAGAAGAAAAAGGAAAGAAAACCCCUUUCCCCAUUCACAGUCAAGAUCAUGCAGCAAUGACUGAAAUGAAUCACAAUGAUGAUGUUGGUGGUGAUGGUUAAAUGGUCUCGUCAAUUUUCUUUUUGA
Messenger RNA from Durio zibethinus, 1283 nucleotides. Its product is annotated as GATA transcription factor 18-like. NCBI's taxonomy places the organism in Eukaryota, Viridiplantae, Streptophyta, Magnoliopsida, Malvales, Malvaceae. The record is from RefSeq and is a predicted model, not a curated record. Gene Ontology annotation, biological process: regulation of DNA-templated transcription. Gene Ontology annotation, molecular function: zinc ion binding; sequence-specific DNA binding.